GCCGGAAGAGAGAAUCUGUAGGGGCGGGCCGGCUGGCGUCCCCUUUCCGGCCGGUCCCCAUGGAGGCGCUGGGGAAGCUGAAGCAGUUCGAUGCCUACCCCAAGACUUUGGAGGACUUCCGGGUCAAGACCUGCGGGGGCGCCACGGUGACCAUUGUCAGUGGCCUUCUCAUGCUGCUACUGUUCCUGUCCGAGCUGCAGUAUUACCUCACCACGGAGGUGCAUCCUGAGCUCUACGUGGACAAGUCGCGGGGAGAUAAACUGAAGAUCAACAUUGAUGUACUUUUUCCGCACAUGCCUUGUGCCUAUCUGAGUAUUGAUGCCAUGGAUGUGGCUGGGGAACAGCAGCUGGAUGUGGAACACAACCUGUUCAAGCAACGACUAGACAAAGAUGGCAUCCCCGUGAGCUCAGAGGCUGAGCGGCAUGGUAACCAGAGGAAGGGGCUGGGUCUCAGAUCCCAAAGCUGGACGUUCCCAAGCCUACAUGCUGAGCUUGGGAAAGUCGAGGUGACGGUGUUUGACCCUGACUCCCUGGACCCUGAUCGCUGUGAGAGCUGCUAUGGUGCUGAAGCAGAAGAUAUCAAGUGCUGUAACACCUGUGAAGAUGUGCGGGAGGCAUAUCGCCGUCGAGGCUGGGCCUUCAAGAACCCAGAUACUAUUGAGCAGUGCCGGCGAGAGGGCUUCAGCCAGAAGAUGCAGGAGCAGAAGAAUGAAGGCUGCCAGGUGUACGGCUUCUUGGAGGUCAAUAAGGUGGCCGGAAACUUCCACUUUGCCCCUGGGAAGAGCUUCCAGCAGUCCCAUGUGCACGUACAUGCUGUGGAGAUCCAUGACUUGCAGAGCUUUGGCCUUGACAACAUCAACAUGACCCACUACAUCCAGCACCUGUCAUUUGGGGAGGACUAUCCAGGCAUUGUGAACCCCCUGGACCACACCAAUGUCACUGCACCCCAAGCCUCCAUGAUGUUCCAGUACUUUGUGAAGGUGGUGCCCACUGUGUACAUGAAGGUGGAUGGAGAGGCUCCCCUCCCACCCCAGGUGCUGAGGACAAAUCAGUUCUCUGUGACCAGACAUGAGAAGGUCGCCAAUGGGCUGUUGGGCGACCAGGGCCUUCCCGGAGUCUUCGUCCUCUAUGAGCUCUCGCCGAUGAUGGUGAAGCUGACAGAGAAGCACAGGUCCUUCACCCACUUCCUGACAGGCGUGUGCGCCAUCAUUGGGGGCAUGUUCACAGUGGCUGGACUCAUCGAUUCACUCAUCUACCACUCAGCACGAGCCAUUCAGAAGAAAAUUGAUCUAGGGAAGACAACGUAGUCACCCCUCAGCGCUUCCUCUGUCUCCUGUCUCUCCCUGGCUUGUGGUUGUCCCCCAGCCUCCGCCACCCUCCACCUCCUCAGUCAGCCCCAGCCCCAGGUUGAUAAAUCUAUUGAUUGUGAUAGUA
This is a messenger RNA of Cercocebus atys (sooty mangabey), 1434 nucleotides long. RefSeq names its product ERGIC and golgi 3 (gene ERGIC3). Gene Ontology annotation, cellular component: endoplasmic reticulum; Golgi membrane; endoplasmic reticulum membrane. The transcript is spliced from 14 exons. The record is from RefSeq and is a predicted model, not a curated record. Bases 60 to 1307 code for a protein of 415 amino acids. Lineage: Eukaryota; Metazoa; Chordata; Mammalia; Primates; Cercopithecidae. Gene Ontology annotation, biological process: endoplasmic reticulum to Golgi vesicle-mediated transport; retrograde vesicle-mediated transport, Golgi to endoplasmic reticulum.